CGCCCCCUGUUCUUUGGGAUUGGCUUCGCGGGAGAGGAAGACAAUGGGAUUGGCGGCUUCGAGAAUUGGGGGGUGGGCGUUACGUCACGCUCCUCCGCCUUGUGUUCAGAAUUGUUCCAGAUUAAUGUGAAACGAAGAUAGCGUAUGUACCGACUUGGCCAUGGAGAAAGUGCUGUGCAGCGUGCAUGGACAUCCCUGCUUUUUGAAGACCGGUAUCCGGGAUGGUCCGAACAAAGGCAAAAGCUUUUAUAUGUGUGGCAUCCAAGGCCAACAACCAUGUGGAUUCGUGCUUCCCACAGAGCUUUGCCCUUCUCACUGCUUGGUGCAUGAGGAACAUAUAGUGGAAUUGCAAGUUUUGAUCCAGCAACAGGAGGCAGACACAUACAAGCUGUUCUAUCGGUGCAAUAGAGCCAAACGGGAAGGGAAGCAAUGGUGUGGAAGUGUCCUGUGGCAGGAUUCAAAAGCCGCCAUAUUGUCGACUAAGCCACGAUCUCAGCAUGCCUCAGAAUUGCUCCAGAAUCAUAGAUAUCAAAGAAACCCAUUCAAAGUACCAAACAAGAAUCAUGAAUCAUUUUCUUUGAAACAAACAAAUGACAGUGGGGACUCAGUAAUAAAAGAAAAGGAGAGGAGAGAGGCUCUAGAUAAAAAGGAUCAGCAGAGCUUGUUGCCUGAAUCUGUUAGGAAAGAGAUUCCAGCAGCAACAAAGAUCAAGAACAAAACAUUAGAAAAAUGUGAAGGGUCACACAAGGAAGGAACAGAAGCUCAGUUAAAACCAAGUGAACCCACAACUGAAAGAGAGAGAAAAAUAUUGUUGGAUACAAACAACCAUAGUUCUAGCAAAAUCUUUGAGAUGAAUUCUGGACACAGAAGGCAGGAUACAGCUGUGAGAUCUACUAAAGAUGGUUUACGAAAAGAAGAGAGACCAAAGCAAUCAUUGUUAAGUGUCAGUAGCCAAACAUCAAGCAUAAAGCAUGUUAAUGAGGAGCAACUUAAAAGGGAAGGAUCUGAAACCUGCAAGGACAAAACAAUAAAAAUGAAGGCAAGCAGCAACUGGGGAACUGCGGAGAAGACCCUGAUGCCCAGGGAACUUGUGACCAUUCUGGAAUUAACAGGCUUGCCAACAGCUCAUCCUAAAGGAAUCCCAGAAAAACACUCACCUCUGUUACAGUCAGAAAUAGCUCCAGAAGAGAAAAACAGUACUACUAAAAAUGUUAACAGUGAUGAACAUGACAGACUUGCAUCUUUUAAAUUGCCUGAUGGGCAGGUACUGGAUUCCCAUCAGGGAAAAGAGUGCAGUGAACAGAAUUUCUUUUCCACGUCACCAGAAACAGCCACUUUGCAAAUGGCAGAAAGUCUGGAUUCCAAAACUCUUCACAGCCAACUUUCAGCUCAGCUGAGACAGAAAAAGAGCACUUUGAAAAUGGUGAAUGUGCAGGCCCUACCCGAUAAAGGGGAGCGAUUAUUAAAGCGAGUGCAGGAGCUGGAAGCGGCGCUUAGCUCUCUUAACCUGGAGGCAGAAGAAAGUGUAAAGGAAGCUGGCUUUUGCAGAGCAGGAGAUGUGAGCAGUAGUAAGUGUGAAGAGAAACUGCACAAUCCAUUCACCAAGACCACCACAGGACAGCCAAGUGCUGUGACAGGACGAGGGCCACAGCAAGUCCAGGAGCAUCAUGUAACCAGCUCCUUCAAGCUCCAGCCUCCUUUGGGAUAUAGUCAGUUUUGCAGCAACAUUUAUAGAGAGGAUUCCCAUAUGCAGGCCCUUUAUGGAGGGCGAAUGACUGAAGUUCGUCUGCGAGCUGUGUAUGAUGCCACAAGUGAUGCAAUCAACCAGCUUCACAAAUCCCUUGAGUCCUGCCCAAAGGAGGAGACUGUGGUUGAGGAUCCACCUGAGUUAAAGAUCUUCCUGCUCCUGCAUCAGAAGCAUGCACUUGCUUGGCUUCUCUGGCGAGAGAGUCAGAAACCAUGUGGAGGAAUUUUGGCGGAUGAUAUGGGCCUAGGGAAGACUUUGACAAUGAUUGCUCUUGUCUUGGCCCAGAAGGGUUUACAGAAAGAGAAAGGAAAAGAGAAGAAACUAGAGCUUUGGAUGUCAAGACAAGAUACCUCAGUUAUCCUGUCCCAUGGCACACUGAUUAUCUGUCCUGCAUCCUUGAUCCAUCACUGGAAAAAAGAGGUAGAAAGACAUGUUAGAAGCUGCAAGCUGAAAGUCUGUCUGUACCACGGACCCAACCGAAUUAAGAAUACGACUGCCCUUUCUCAAUAUGACAUUGUUGUCACCACUUACAGUCUCCUUGCCAAGGAAAUUCCUACACAGAAGGAAGACGCAGAAGUUGCUGCUGAAGAUCACGUCGUACAGGAUAAAUCAGUUCCCUUCUCUCCCCUGCUGUGGAUACACUGGGCUCGAAUUAUACUGGAUGAGGCCCAUAACAUAAAAAACCCCAAAGUGCAGGCCUCAAUAGCUGCCUGUAAACUGCGAGCUACUGCCAGAUGGGCUGUCACUGGGACACCCAUUCAGAACAACCUCCUGGAUAUGUAUUCUCUGCUAAGAUUCCUUCGCUGCUCUCCUUUUGAUGAAUUCAAGGUGUGGAAGAAUCAGGUGGAUAAUAAUACAAGAAAAGGAGGAGAGAGGUUGGCCCUUUUAACCAGGAGCCUCUUAUUACGAAGGACUAAGGACCAGCUGGACUCAUCUGGCAAGCCUUUGGUAUCACUGCCUCAGCGUCAAACUCUACUGAACAGAUUAAAACUCUCAGAAGAUGAGCAAUCAGUGUACGAUGUGCUGUUCACAAGAUCAAGAUCAACGCUGCAGUCCUACAUCAAACGGCAGGAGGGUCAGUGCACAGAGUGGUCCGCGGGGGAUAACCCGUUUGACAAAGGAGCACAGCAGUUUAGGUUUGACCAACAAAACUCCUUGGAAAAGGCUCACAAAGAUACUCCUCUCGCCUCCACUACCAUUCACAUUUUGUCCCUGUUGCUGAGGCUCCGUCAGUGCUGCAGCCAUCUUUCCUUGCUGAAAGUGGCUCUUGACCAGGCUAACCUGAACAGUGAAGGCAUCUCCCUCUCACUGGAGGAGCAGCUCAGUGCUUUGACCUUGUGUGAAUCUGAUACCAGUGACCCUCUGUCUAUGGUGUACCUCUUUGGUACAGCUUUCAAUGUGGAUCUCUUUGAAACAACCAAACAGAGCACUAAGCUAUCGCAUCUCUUGGAAGAGCUGAAGGCCAUCAAAGGUAAUUGCCAGAAAAGUGUCAUUGUGUCUCAGUGGACUAGUAUGCUGAAGGUGGUAGCUAUACACCUUGAGAAGCUGGGCCUGCGAUAUGCCACAGUGGAUGGCUCUGUGAAUCCUAAGCAGAGGAUGGAUGUAGUUGAGGAAUUCAACAAUAAUCCUAAAGGACCUGAGGUGAUGCUGAUCUCUCUCCUGGCUGGAGGUGUUGGCCUUAAUCUCGUUGGGGGAAACCAUCUCUUCCUCCUAGACAUGCAUUGGAAUCCAGCACUGGAGGACCAAGCCUGUGAUCGCAUUUACCGUGUGGGGCAGCAAAAUGAUGUCAUGAUCCAUAGGUUUGUCUGUGAAGAGACAGUAGAAGAAAAGAUAUUGGAGCUGCAAACCAAGAAAAAAGAGCUGGCCAAGAAAGUGCUGUCAGGAAGAGGAGAUUCCUUAACAAAGCUCACACUGGCAGACCUCAAAGUCCUUUUUGACAUUUAACCAUUGCUUUUUUAAUAUGCAGAAGACAUAUGUAUGUGCCUUUUAAAACUUCGCUGUAUUAUAGUAAUAAAGUGG
Molecule: messenger RNA, 3766 nt
Organism: Rhineura floridana
Lineage: Eukaryota; Metazoa; Chordata; Lepidosauria; Squamata; Rhineuridae
Gene: TTF2
Product: transcription termination factor 2
Exons: 23
Coding region: 161-3691 (1176 amino acids)
Molecular function (GO): ATP-dependent chromatin remodeler activity; ATP binding; zinc ion binding
Source: RefSeq, a predicted model, not a curated record